AUGGCGGGACCCCUGAGGAGCCGGGUGGACGAGCUGAAGCAACCCUGGUGGCGGCAGAGCUCCCCGCUGGUGCUGCAGCACAGUGAGGCGGCCCGGCUGGCGGCCGACGCCCUCCUGGAGCGGGGCGAGGAUGCCUACCUGCGGGUCAUCUCCGAGGAGCGGGAGCUGCCCUUCCUCAGUGCCCUGGACAUGGACUACAUGACGAGCCACGCGCGCGGGGGCCCGGAGCUCGGCGAGGCCCAGGGACCCGAGGCCUCGGGGCCUGACCGCCUCAGCCUGCACUCUGAAGUCACCUCAGGCACUUACUUCCCCCUGGCCUCCGACAUAGACCCUCCAGACCUGGACCUGGGUUGGCCCGAGGUGCCACAUGCCACGGGCUUCAGCCCCACGCAGGCUGUGGUCCACUUCCAGCGGGACAAAGCCAAGAGCAUCAAGGACCUUCUGCGUUUCCUCUUCAGCCAGGCCCGCACGGUGGUGGCUAUCGUGAUGGACAUAUUCACCGACAUGGAGCUUCUGUGUGACCUCAUGGAGGCCUCGGGCCGGCGUGGUGUCCCCGUCUACCUGCUCCUGGCUCAGGAGCACCUAAGACACUUCCUGGAGAUGUGCUACAAGAUGGACCUCAACGGAGGGCACCUGCUGAACAUGCGUGUACGGAGCACGUGUGGGGACACAUAUUGCAGCAAGGCAGGCCGCCGCUUCACGGGGCAGGCCCUGGAGAAGUUCGUCAUCAUCGACUGUGAGCAGGUGGUGGCGGGCAGCUACAGCUUCACCUGGCUUUGCAGCCAGGCCCACACGAGCAUGGUGCUGCAGCUGAGGGGCCGCAUUGUGGAAGACUUUGACCGGGAGUUUCGCUGUCUUUAUGCCGAGUCCCGGCCGGUGGAGGGAUUCUGUGGAGGUGAAGAUCCCCCGUCCCCCAGGGCACCGUGCCCUCCCCCAGUGGCCUUGGCUUUUGGGCCAGGAGUCCCCAGUACCACAUCCUCAUCACCCUCCAGCACCAGCCUCAGCAGCAUCAAACGCUCACCUCACAUGGGCCACUCAUACCUCGCUCUGCCAGGAGGUGGUGACCGCACUGACAUGGGUGUGGGGUCCUCAUCCCCCGGCCCUACCCGCUGUGAGGCUGAUGGCCAGCCCUCCCUGCAACGCCAGCUGUCAGACCCUAACCAUGGCCCGCUGCUAGGGCCCUACAGGGCCAACCUGAGCAAGCUGGGGGCGUCCCCCUGGUGCCAGUCUUCCCCUGCCCUCAACCACAAUAGCACCAGCCCCGUGACCCUGGGAGGGGGCUCACCUCUGCUUGCUUGCUCUCGCCCUCUCCUCCCCUUUCCCUGGAGUGUCUCAGCUCUGCCUCGGUUCCCAGAGAACGGGGUCCCAGGAAGCCAGGAGCCUAGCCCCUCACGAGGCCGCUGGGUACCCAGCACAGCCCUGGAGACACUGGAGGAGAACAAGGCGUCUCUGAGUCAGAGCCAUGGCCAGCUGGAUCUCCUUGGUCCCUUCCCCAGAGCACGAGAAGCAGGAGGCCCUGAUUUGGGGGUGGGCCGCAACUCAGGCUCUCUUUGGCCUGGUGAGAAGGCCCCAGAGGACAGGAGGUUGGCCCCAAAUCAGAGAUAUAACCAACUGGAUUUCCUGCCCCAGGCCCAGGCUGCCAGGGGAGCCCCUGAGUCAGGCUCACCCAAGGUUGGCAAUUGGACCCCAGAGGACAAGAGGCUGUCCGCAAACCAUAGCCAUGGCCAACUGGACCUCCUGGUGCAGUCCCCCCAGGCUGGGGGCUCCAGAGUGCCCCCUGAAGCCAACUCUCCAGCCAGCGCUGGCAAGCCGGGUCCAGAUGAACGACGGCAGACCCUGGGCCACAGCCAGCUGGACCUCAUCACAAAAUUUGGUCCAUUCCGGGGUGAGGGGCCUGGGCCCAGUGAUCUCCCUAGGCCGAGCCCUGCUCGAAAGGCUGGAGUGGACUUGGGGGAGGAGAAGCGGCGGACGCUGGGCCACAGCCAGCUGGACCUCAUCACCAAGUAUCAUCAGUUGCAGGGCAGCAGGCAGGGACCUGAGCCCGGCCUCUCUGGGGGCCCUGCGGGUGGCCAUCCCAAUGGCAACAGCAAUGGCCUGUCUGAAGAUGAGAAACGGCGGACCCUGGGUCAUAGCAAACUGGACCUCAUCACUAAGUACAACAAGUCCAAGUUCAAGUUGCUCCGAAGCCGCUUUGAGACCUAG
This is a messenger RNA of Rangifer tarandus platyrhynchus (Svalbard reindeer), 2202 nucleotides long. The record is from the annotation of a GenBank genome assembly. Lineage: Eukaryota; Metazoa; Chordata; Mammalia; Artiodactyla; Cervidae.